AACACAUUUUCAGUGAUCUUCACAGCAGUCUCUGGCAUUGAUGAUAUGCCUGAGGUUAUUGGUAUUGCAAUGGUCAAUGGAAUCCAGAUUGAUUAUUUUGACACCAAACUCAAUCAGACCAUCCCUAAAUUGCAGUUCAUGGCAGACUCUUUUGGUGUUGAAUACUGGAAAUAUAUCACAAGUCUCGUGAAGACACGAUCAGACAUUGCAAAGCAGGUUCUGGAUACAAUGAUGAAAAGUACAAACCAGACAACUGGAAUUCACAUAUUUCAAUGGAUUAGGAGUGUGGAGAUGAAUGAAGAUGAUAAAGUCAGGAAAGGUUCCACAAAGAGAUCGAUGCGUUUUGGAUUUGAUGGAAGGGACUAUAUCAGCCUUGAGCCAGACAGAAUGAGAUGGGUUGCUUCCAAUGACAAGGCAGUGAAGAUAAAGGAAAAAUGGGAUUCUGAUGAAUCCUGGAACAAAUUAUGGAAAGAACAUCUGGAAGAAGUAUGCGUUCAGUAUUUAAUGAGAUAUUUGCAAGCUGGAAAAAAAUACUUCAAAAGGAAAGUUCAGCCUGAAGUGUUCAUCUCCAGGAGGGAGCCCAAUGGUCAGGACAAGCCGCUCACUCUCUCCUGCCUGGUCACUGGGUUUUAUCCUGUAGACAUCGAGGUGACCUGGCUAAGGAAUGGAGAGGUCAUGUCUGAGACCCAAUCCUCGGGGAUACGACCAAACCACAAUGGGACCCAUCAGAUCCAGAAAGAGAUUGAGAUCAAUGCUGGGGAUGAGGAUCAAUACUCCUGUCACAUUGACCACAGCAGCCUGACAGAGGCCCAGCUCUAUCAGUGGGAAAUCCUGGAAAAUAAUUGGGGACGUUCCCAUCUUGGAAGUGUCAUUGCAUCAAUGAUCAUUCUCCUAGCUGUUAUUGUUGGGAUAAUGGGAAUAAUCAUCCGGAAAAGGCCAUGGAGAGCUUCUGAGGUCUCUGUCUCAGCUCCUUCAUGACUCAGGCUGGCUUAAUGAGAGUGCCUUGUGUCUGUCCAUUCCCUAGCUCGUGGGAUCCUGAUUGUGUCAGCAAGGUGAUGGCUCUCACAGUCGAAGGGAUCUUCAGGGAUAGCUUCCCCUCACACAUUCUCAACUACAACAACUUGUUCCCAAAGACAGAAGUCCAUCUUGCUCUGUGUCUGAGUCACUUUUAAACAGACAUUAUAAUCUUGCUGUUCACUCUGAAAUUACCCAGAAAAGACUAUCUUCAGGAUUGGAUCCUCAGACACUGGAAUCACAUGAGCUGAACAUUGUCACUGUGAUUCAUGGUCAGAGCAUCGAUAGCUGGUAGUUCUGCUUUUCGAUGGACUUUAGAGUCAGGAUCUUGUUUAACCACCUGAUCCCCAUUGGCAGUGUCAGGUAGCUCAGUGGAAAGUGAUUCCAGAUCAUAAUAUGAUCAAGGUAUGUGAUUCUGAUUUCCAUCACAGACUGCUUGGCUGUGAACAGGCUUUAAAUUAGCUUUUGCUGAUCUGCUGCUCUAACUGUGGGAUGUGUCUCAAGAAUUUGGGCACAUUUCCCUGAACUGAUGCUGGUUUUUCACUGAGAAACCUUCAGGCUGCUUUAUCCAGGAACAGAACCCAGUCUCAUCUUUCCAGGGAGAUUCAACCCCCAGCAGAAAGGAGCUUCCAGAACGGAGAGUUUGUCCAUUUCAAUUUUGAAAUGGAUCUGAUUUCACAAUUGGUUCUGAAGUGUUGAUCUGAAUAUCUGCCUUUUUAAAUUGAUUUUAUGUAAUUGCUGUUCUUAACAAAAUUGAACUGGUGUUUCCAAUAUUCAGAAAUAAACAUGACUUUUUAUCAAGCUUUUUCUGAUGUAAAUUAAAAGGAAUUUUAACCAGUUUGAACUGGAUAAGAGUUUUAAAAGUAAAUUGGAUUUCACACCAAGUUAUCUGGCUUGUAAUCUUUUAAGGUGAAAGACUCUUCAACGUGUCACAUGGUGGAGCGAGCGAUCAGGGUAUUGACGUGUCACAUGGUAAAGGGUAUGAUCAAAGGUCACCUUACAAUUCUCUCCUGUGAAUGUCUCGAGGAUUGUGUGGGUCUGGUGCACAUUGUACAAGGUUCCCCUGCAGGAAGCACUGAGCCUUCAGCCCACAGACCAGAUGGGGCCAGAAACCAAUGAAAUGGAGGCACCCAACAUGGAUGUGACUGGAGCCAGGCCUCAUGGAGCAGCUGAGGAAACCCGGCCUGCAGCUGCCAGGGCAGCUCGAGAGCAGCUGGGGGCUGAUGGAUGUGGACAUUGAGAAGGAGAAAAUCCCUCUCCCUCCCCCAGGAAAUCAGAGAGAAGAGCAGUGGAGAUGGAGAGGGAAACAAGGGACAUUUUAGUUCAGCAGCAAAUAGACCUUGCAGGAUGUUUGUGGGAGAUAUUGCUGAACAACGUCAACUUCAUCUGCUCAGAUCAAAACCUUUCAGAUCAUGUGUAUUAAUGAGUAGCUUUUCUACUUUAUAAAUGUUUGUGAUGUCGAAUAUUACA
Chiloscyllium plagiosum (whitespotted bambooshark) is the source of this 2484-nucleotide messenger RNA. NCBI's taxonomy places the organism in Eukaryota, Metazoa, Chordata, Chondrichthyes, Orectolobiformes, Hemiscylliidae. The record is from RefSeq and is a predicted model, not a curated record.